GCUAUUCAGCAGAAGAAGAUUACGUGUCAGCUUGCCGGUGUAGCACUCGGGGAUUCAUGGGUCUCCCCUGUGGACGCCGUUCUCUCAUGGGGUCCUUACCUACACUCAGUGUCACUAGUUGAUUCUAUUGGGCUGAAAAAGGUCAAUAGCAAAGCACAAGAAGUUGCCAAUGCCGUCAAGGCUGGGAAAAUGGGAGACGCAACAAAACUGUGGUCAGAAGCUGAAGAAGUGGUCGAAAACGUAACCAAUGGGGUGAAUUUCUACAACAUCCUUAACCACGACAAAGACGACGCCAGAAGCAACCACAUAGGCCAUCAGAGGGAGCACACAUUUACGUCACCUCAAAUUGCACAUGAACAUAAAAUGAGAAAACAUAAGGAAAAGACACAAAAAGACAGCCACAGAGAGAGCAAAAGACGCGAAGAUCAUUACAGUCGUAUCCAUGCAAGAAGCACGAAUGGAGACAGAGGCAGUCACAAAGGAGAUGACAAGCAAAAAAAAUCAGAAAAGAAAGUACAGAGAAGACCUAAUAUUAUUAGAGAUCAUGUUCAUGGAAGAGAGGGCAAGCACAGUGCUAGGAGGCAUUAUAUAACAAAUGUUAUAUAUAGGGUGGAGGAGAGAGAACAUAGGAAUCCCCACAGGAAACCACAUAUUUCUUUACCACAUAAUUUAGAGCUGCUAUACAAGCGCCAUGUUGAAUCAGUAUCUAGUGUAUUGGACAAGUUGAUGAAUGGGCCAAUACGAGAUAAGUUGAAGGUGAUUCCUAAAAAUGUGACAUGGGGUGGGCAGUCGGCACAAGUUUUUGAAGCCUUGUCGGACGACUUCAUGACAUCGGCUGUUCAGAAUGUGGAGGUGCUGCUUAAUACAACAUCCAUGGCUGUGGUUGUGUACAAUGGCCAGCUUGAUCUCAUAGUUGAUACACCUGGAGUAGAGAAGUGGGUUGAGGGCAUGAAAUGGGCCGGAACCAGCCACUGGAUUAGCGCUGCCAGGAAACCAAUUGAGUCCUCUGCAGGAGUAACAGAAGCCUUCUCCAAGAAUUUCAAGAAUUUCACUUUCUACUGGAUCCUCAAAGCUGGGCAUAUGGUUCCAGCGGAUGCAGGCGAUAUUGCAAUGAAGGUGAUGAAGGAAAUUGUUGGUGUCAAGGACCAUUAGAUUAUUUUCACCUGGAAAAGAUUAUUUCUUGAUUCUUGAAUACUCUUGGUUUAGGCAGAGGCAGAGAAAGGAAUCUAGUCCUAAAACGCGGGAAUAAUCCAUAUCAGAACGCAGAGAAUGGAUCGAAGAGAGGGUAAUGAUACAUUGGAGAGAGCGUGUGCAACUGUGUAGUAUUUUAAAUAUGUCCAUCUGUUUGCAUAAUUUUGCGGAAGAUUGUGUAGGUAUAUGAUUAUACAUAUACAUAUAUACAUAUACAUGUAUACAUGCACAUAUACAUAUAUACAUAUGCACACAUGUAAAUAUACAUGUCUGCAAGCACAUAAACACAUAUACACAUACAUAUA
This is a messenger RNA of Penaeus vannamei (Pacific white shrimp), 1496 nucleotides long. The record is from RefSeq and is a predicted model, not a curated record. NCBI's taxonomy places the organism in Eukaryota, Metazoa, Arthropoda, Malacostraca, Decapoda, Penaeidae.